This is a messenger RNA of Zonotrichia leucophrys gambelii, 3925 nucleotides long. It is a transcript of the gene ZBTB24, whose product is annotated as zinc finger and BTB domain containing 24. The transcript has 7 exons. Bases 67 to 2268 code for a protein of 733 amino acids. The record is from RefSeq and is a predicted model, not a curated record. Gene Ontology annotation, molecular function: protein binding; DNA-binding transcription factor activity, RNA polymerase II-specific. Lineage: Eukaryota; Metazoa; Chordata; Aves; Passeriformes; Passerellidae. Gene Ontology annotation, biological process: regulation of transcription by RNA polymerase II. Gene Ontology annotation, cellular component: nucleus.
GGUGCCAGCCCCGGCCCGGAAGUGCAGCGGCGGCGAGCGGCACCUCCUGUAAUAUUCAUAAUUAAAAUGGCAAAACCAACUGAUCCUUCUGAGAAACUGAUCAUCCACUCCAAAGCUCACAAAGAUACCAUUCUAGCCAAUUUUGAGGAACAAAGAAAAAAGGAUUUUCUUUGUGACAUUACUCUGAUAGUGGAGAAUGUGCAAUUUAGAGCCCAUAAAGCUUUGCUGGCUGCCAGCAGUGAAUACUUCUCAAUGAUGUUUGUAAAUGAGGAUGAAAUAGGGCAGUCAGUUUAUAUGUUGGAGGGAAUGGUGGCAGACACCUUUGGAGUUCUACUAGAAUUUAUUUACACUGGUUGCCUCUGUGCUAGUGAGAAAAGCACAGAACAAAUCCUGGCUACUGCUCAGCUGCUGAAAGUAACUGACUUGGUCUGGGCCUGUACAGACUACCUGGAAAGCCGCAGCCCAGGCAGUGCAUUGCCAGCUGCAGCUGAAAGUGCAGCCUCUGUUGUUGCCAGUGACAGGAAAAAUGAUGAUCCACCAAAGCGAAAACGGGGGCGGCCAAGGAAGAUCAAGAUUGUCCAAGAGGAAGAAGAAGAAGAAUCAGGAGCAAAUUCUGCCGAGGAUGGGCAGCUGAGAGAGAACAACUCUGUGCAAAAUGAGCAAAAUUAUAUGAAAAAAGACACUGAAGCAGAAGAAACAGUUGCCAAUGAACAGGCUUCGGUGGGGAAAGAUGGAGAAGAAAGUGAACCUGCUUGUGGCUCAGAAGCUGCUGUUGAUCUGUCAGCUGAGAAAGAUGAAAACUACGAUCCCAAAUCUGAAGGAAUACAGAGCACUCAGAGCCGUUACAGCAAACGUAGAAUAAGGAGAUCAAUCAAACUAAAAGAUUACAAACUUCUUGGGGAUGAGGAUGAGAAAGGACUGGCAAAGAGAGCUGAUGGAAAAAGAAAGCGUGUGGGUUCUGAAGCUCGCUGUAAAGACUGUGGCAAAGUAUUUAAGUACAGUCAUUUCUUGGCUAUUCAUCAGCGAAGCCAUACAGGGGAACGCCCUUUUAAAUGCAGUGAGUGUGGCAAAGGCUUUUCCCAGAAGCAUUCUCUUCAAGUGCAUGAGCGGAUGCAUACCGGGGAACGGCCAUACACAUGCACCAUUUGCAGUAAGGCUCUGACAACAAAGCAUUCUCUUCUGGAGCACAUGAGCCUACAUUCAGGGCAGAAGGCUUUUACCUGUGAUCAGUGUGGGAAAUACUUCAGCCAAAAGAGACAGCUCAAGAGCCACUAUCGACUACACACAGGCCGUUCACUGCCGGAAUGUAACCAGUGUCGUCGCAAAUUCAUGGAUGCAGCUCAGCUAAAGAAACAUCUAAGAACACACACAGGUGAGAAGCCCUUCACUUGUGAGAUUUGUGGCAAAUCAUUUACAGCUAAAAGUUCACUUCAGACUCACAUUAGAAUUCACAGAGGAGAAAAGCCAUAUUCUUGUGAUAUAUGUGGAAAAUCCUUCUCUGAUUCCAGUGCUAAGAGAAGACAUUGUAUCUUACACACAGGCAAAAAGCCUUUUGCCUGCCCAGAAUGUAGUUUGCAGUUUGCUCGUCUGGACAACCUGAAGUCUCAUUUGAAAAUUCACAGCAAGGAAAAGCAGUUCCAGGAAGGCAGCGCCGCCCCGAGCGCCAACGCUCAUCCGGAAGAAGUGCGGAACAUUCUCCAGCUGCAGCAGUACCAACUUGCCACCUCGGGAGGGCAGGAAAUUCAGCUGCUGGUUACAGAUGCAGUACACAACAUCAACUUCAUGCCCAGCCACAAUCAAGGCAUCAGCAUUGUGACUGCAGAAAAUGCCCCCAGCAUGACCACAGAGCAGGCUGCCAACCUCGCGCUCCUUGCGCAGCCGCCGCAGCAGCUGCAAAACUUGUUGCUUUCAGCUCCGCAGGAGCAAGCAGAACAAAUUCAAAGUAUCAAUAUGAUUGCAAACCAAAUAGAGGCUGCCCAGCCUGAGCAAAUGCAUGUCAUCACUCUUUCCAAGGAAGCGCUAGAACAUCUCCAUGCUCAUCAAGGACAAAAUGAACAAAUCCACUUGCCGGGAUCUUCACAUCCAGCUCAGCACGUGCAGCUGGCUCAGGAAUCAAGUCAGCAGUCUCGCUCUAACCACGACACGGUUCCUUCCCAUCAAGUCAGUGAGGAACAGAAUCAAAGUGUACUUGUUUCUGAAUCCCAUCAGCAGCCUCUGUCAGUGAAUGAGUCAUCUCCUGAGCAUCCUAUCCAGGGACAGGCUUUCUGAAAUGCUUGUUCGUCAGCAGACGGCUAGGCUGGAGAAUGCUUCUCAUCCCAGCAGGGAUUACAUGUGUCACGUGGGGUUUUUUUGCAGCAUAAGCUAUCCAAAGAUGCAUUUCUUGGUGAUUUUGGAUGAGUGACUCAAUUUCCUUGACCAUAUUUAUUUUAGACUACUUUGUUUUUCUGGAUUGGUAUUUCUUUACCAUACUUAGUCCUCACAAGUAUCUCAUAAGCAAUUAAUGUGGGGUUUUGUGCCUCAUUCACAUCUCUGCCUCCUGAGGAGAUAUUUAGCCCUUAUUUGCAUUUCUGAGUGACUCUCCAGAGAAGUUCACCUGGCUGGUAGGAGAACAAUGUUUAGGACAUCUGUGGAUCACAAAGUACCACUUCCCUGACAAACUUAACCUUAUACCUGAGCUACUGUCAAGCUUAAGACAACCAGUACUUUUUACAAAGCUAACACCAUAUUUCUUCUGUUUAAUGAGCUUUCUCUCUGCAGGUUAAUGUAUAAUUCUCUAUGUAAUCAUUCCCUGAAGUGCAUUAUGAGUUACUGACUACCAAAUUCAUUUGGUUUGAGUUGAAACUGUUUGCAGCCUUUAACUAGCCCUGAAUCUUCCCUCCUGUUUACCGUGUGCUGUACACAUCUUUCUCCUCAGAAACAUUUAAGCCAUUGCACUUGAAUAGUGGCAAUGAGAUGCAGUGGUUACACUGGAGAACUGAAACCCCACAGAUUCUGCUCUGUUAGUUCUGCCACUCACUCUCUGUGUGACUGUGGGCAAGGGAGUUGACCUCUGUGCCUUAUUUCAUCAUCUAGUAAGUGGGGAUAGUGUUCACACACUCUGCCAAGCACUUUGAAGAGCUCUUGAUGUUGAAAGCACUGUCUCUUGAAGUGCAAAACCCUCUUCCUGACAGGAUUCUGUCUAAGCUUAGGAACCACUGUAUAUUUAAAAUGUUAUUUUUUGUAUUUUUGAGAGAAGAACAUAAUCUUACUUUAAUAUAUGUUAAGACUGGUAAUUGUUUAUGUGAGGAUUCAAACAAUGAAGAUCAUCACUUCAGAGCUUAACAAGUUACAUAAAUGGGGCACAUCACCUAAAGUUGUACAGCUAUUUUUGUUGACUAAAUUAGAUGUGUACAGAUUGUUUUCAAUGACUGACUGCUAACAAAAAAGAUUUAACAUGCUAAUAAAAUGCCUUGCCAAAAUACAUGCUUUCUGUUUUCAGGUUUGACUACUGGUAACACCUUUGCACUGGAGUGUUAAAAUCCAGAUAAAAUGCCACUGUUACUUAAAAGAACAUACUCAAUUGUCACUUCAGCUUUAAAAUGUCAUAUUUGUGAUUUAUAUGAAUGCUUAUGUUACAACAAACAAAAAAUUCUAAAAAACAUGGUGAAUUUAAAAGCAAAAUUACCCACAUUUUUUAUUUUUUCUUUUUCUUCCAAGUCCAGACUACUUGGCCUGCUCCUGACUGCAUGCUGCAGGACUUUGGCUAAGUAUCUCCAUGUGGUCAAAGUACUGGAUCACUUUUAUAUAAAUGGAUCAUGAUAAGGGUAGACAGUGGGAAUAAAUCAAUGCAAAGGUGUUUAGGCUUUUCACCUUUCCUCUCAGAAUGGAGAAAUAAAAUUGGCAUCCAUUCUGCCACCAAAGUGAACCAGCAUAUUCUGCAGUUCUG